Messenger RNA from Colletotrichum scovillei, 884 nucleotides. Its product is annotated as transcription initiation factor IID. Bases 182 to 715 code for a protein of 177 amino acids. Gene Ontology annotation, cellular component: transcription factor TFIID complex. Gene Ontology annotation, molecular function: protein heterodimerization activity. The transcript is spliced from 2 exons. Gene Ontology annotation, biological process: RNA polymerase II preinitiation complex assembly; transcription by RNA polymerase II. Lineage: Eukaryota; Fungi; Ascomycota; Sordariomycetes; Glomerellales; Glomerellaceae. The record is from RefSeq and is a predicted model, not a curated record.
GCAACUACCUGCCUAGGUACCUAACUCUCAGCCUCUCCACGACGACUCUACCCUAGUAAUUCGAAUACCAAAUCUGCGCGCAUCACGAAAGAGCCUUUGCGAAUCCUACCGGAGCGAACACAUCGAAAAUCAGAAACAUCUUGCCCAUCCCGAUCGGAUAAUCAGGAAUUAUCUGCCCAUCAUGGAGCCUCGCGCCCGCGCUGCCAAAAAUGUUGGCAAAAUGAACUUCAGCCACAACGAGCUGGCUCAACUACUAUACGCCCACGGCGACGUAAGGAACCCGCUCCCCGAAACGAUUCGCGUGCUCGACGAGAUCGUGACCGAGUUCAUCCAAGGCAUGGCCUUCGAGGCGACGCGCGCAGCCAACUACGCGGGAAGGCAGAAGGUCAAAUACGAGGACUUUGAAUUCGCGUUCCGCAAGAACGACGCCUUUCUCGGAAAAGUCCAGGAGGUCUUUGAGAAGAAGGGCGAGAUCGAGUCAGCCAAGAAGAUUUUCACAAAGGACGACGAGGCGGUGCUCAUGAAGGACGCCGCGGACCAGGAGCACGGCAAGAAGGAUAAGGCUGCCAACGGUGCGGGCGAAGCUUCGAGUGCGGCGGACGCGGCGGUGAAGCAAGAGGAGGAGCUGGGCGAGGCCGACGACGACGCUGAUGCCGAAAGUGAGGUCGCGGGACGACCGUCGAAAAGGGUCAGGUUGGACGGGGACGGGAAGUGAGUCAACCUCGGGUAAUACGGGUGGAACGUACGGCCCUUUGGGCUCUUCUUUUUUUGGGAUGAGGCAUAGCAUUAGGCGUUUAUUGGAUGGUAGUCUUGGGGUAUUGGCUUUGAUAUCAUCAUUUUAACGGGGUCUGGCUUAGGAGGGGUCAAAAAGCAUAAUAUUCACG